AUGAGAAACAUGAGCAAUAUUCAAACAGUAGAUUCUGCAGAUUAUCAUGCUGAAAAAUACACCCUCCAGAAUUGUAGACUCUGGGUUUUACUGGUUAAAGAUGAAAGACAAGAGAUUUCACCAAUGAUGAGAGAAAAAAAGUCCAAAGAAAGGAUUGAAAAUGAUAUAAAGGAACUUGAAGAAACGUUUCAUUGGACAUUUGGUGAAAGUGUUGACCUGGAGAAAAUAACCAUCGAUAGAAUGACUACGAAAAGUGUCCUCGAGGAAAGACUUAAAGAAAGUGCUAAAUUAAUUCCUAAUGAAGUAGGAGUAUUCCUCUGCGUAUUUCUCGGCUUUGGCAGGUCACAAUAUAUUUUACUCCCAAAGAAAGAAAACAAGGAAGAAAUGGAAAAAAUGGAUUUUUCAGAUGUGAUCAAACCAUUCAAUGGAGAGAAUUGUACAGCUUUAGUGAUGAAACCAAAACUGUUUUUUGUUCAGGCGGAGACAAUAGAUCCUGUCAAACCUUGUAGUGCCCUUUUUAGUGGUAAUGCAAAAGAGGCUGAAUUAUUCAGGAUUCCAAUUCAUGCUGAUAUUUUUGUGAACUUUUCCUCAGAACUUGCAGGAAAGGAUUGGAAUCAGGUUCUGAUUCCUGGGGAAAAGGAGGGCAGUGAAAAUGUCAUGUCCAGGUAUGUAAAGUUGCUGUGCUCCGAGGUAAAAGAACUUACAUCACGCGUUGAAAUACAACAGAUGGUAACUAGGAUCAAUUAUAAGAUUCAAAAAGAAAUUUCAGAACUGAAAAAGAAGCCUAGUAGUACAGAGGAUCUUUUACCAUUAACAACAAGCCAGCUGACGAAAAGUCUCUUUCUGUUUGAGGCAUCCAUGAAAAAUACUGUCCCUCAGUGA
This is a messenger RNA of Ylistrum balloti, 882 nucleotides long. Its product is annotated as caspase-7-like. Gene Ontology annotation, biological process: proteolysis. Lineage: Eukaryota; Metazoa; Mollusca; Bivalvia; Pectinida; Pectinidae. The transcript is spliced from 5 exons. The record is from RefSeq and is a predicted model, not a curated record. The coding region runs from base 1 to 882 and encodes 293 amino acids. Gene Ontology annotation, molecular function: cysteine-type endopeptidase activity.